Molecule: messenger RNA, 2814 nt
Organism: Eubalaena glacialis (North Atlantic right whale)
Lineage: Eukaryota; Metazoa; Chordata; Mammalia; Artiodactyla; Balaenidae
Product: protocadherin beta-16
Exons: 1
Coding region: 157-2556 (799 amino acids)
Biological process (GO): homophilic cell-cell adhesion
Cellular component (GO): plasma membrane
Molecular function (GO): calcium ion binding
Source: RefSeq, a predicted model, not a curated record
UGAAGAACAGCUUUCUCAGUCAGAGCACAAUGUGUGUGAAACCUCUUUAAAACUGUAUUUAGAGACAUAGUUCUGACCUGCUAUACUGCAGGACCGGACUACCAGGAUCCUGGGCAUAUAUGAAGCUCCUGUGAACUCAGUUUUCAGGAAAGAGCAAUGGAGAUUGGAUGGAUGCACAAUCCGAGACAAAGGCAAGUCCUAGUUUUCUUUGUUUUGCUGAGCAUGUAUGGGGCGAGCGCCGAGUUGGGGCCCUAUUCAGUAGUGGAAGAAACAGAGAGAGGCUCCUUUGUGGCAAAUGUAGGAAAAGACCUGGGGCUGGGGUUGACAGAGAUGUCCACCCGCGGUGCCCGGAUCAUUUCCCAGGGGAACAAAGAGCAUUUGCAGCUCAAGGUUCAGACUGGGGAUUUGCUCAUAAAUGACAAACUAGAUCGAGAGAAGCUAUGCGGUCCGAGUGAGCCUUGCAUACUACAUUUCCAAGUAUUAAUGGAAAAACCGUUAGAGAUAUUUCAGGCAGAACUGAGAGUGCAAGACAUAAAUGACCAUUCCCCCGUGUUCACUGAAAGAGAAAUGAUUCUAAAAAUACCGGAAAACAGUCCUAUAGGAAUUGCAUUCCCUCUGAGUAAUGCUCUGGACUUGGAUGUAGGCAGCAACAAUGUUCAGAACUAUAAAAUCAGCCCCAACUCCCAUUUUCGGGUUCUGACCCGAAAUCGCAGCGACGGCAGAAAACACCCUGAGCUGGUGUUGGACAAAGAGCUGGAUCGGGAGGAGGAGCCUGAAAUCUCAUUAACCCUGACAGCGCUGGAUGGCGGCUCUCCGCCUCGGUAUGGAACCGCCCAGGUGCGCAUUGAAGUGGUGGACAGUAACGAUAACGCCCCUGAGUUUGAGCAGUCGCUCUACAAGGUGCAUAUUCCCGAAGACAGCCCCGUAGGCUCCCUGGUUGUCACUGUCUCUGCCAGCGAUGUAGACAGUGGAGUCUAUGGAAAAAUAUCAUACACAUUCUUUCAGCCUUCAGAAGAUAUUAGCAAAACUUUGGAGGUAAAUGCUAUGACAGGCGAAAUUCGACUGAGAAAAAAAGUAGAUUUUGAAACAGUUCUGUCUUAUGAAGUGGACAUCAAGGCCACUGAUGGGGGAGGUCUUUCAGGAAAAUGCACUCUUCUCCUGCAAGUAGUGGAUGUGAAUGACAAUCCUCCAGAAGUGACAGUGUCUGCACUCACCACUCCCAUCCCAGAGAACUCCCCUGACAUUGUAGUUGCUGUUUUCAGUGUUUCAGAUUCUGACUCUGGGGACAAUGGGAAAACUAUUUCCUCCAUCCAGGAUGACCUUCCUUUUCUUCUAAAACCUUCAGGCAAGAACUUUUACACCUUAGUAACCCAGAAACCACUAGAUAGAGAAGAAAGAGACAAGUACAACAUCACCAUCACCGUCACAGAUAUGGGAACCCCCAGGCUGAAAACCGAGCACAACAUAACCGUGCUGGUGUCCGACGUCAACGACAACGCCCCCGCCUUCACCCAGACCUCCUACACCCUGUCCGUCCGCGAGAACAACAGCCCCGCCCUGCACAUCGGCAGCGUCCGCGCCACAGACAGAGACGCGGGCGCCAACGCCCAGGUCACCUACUCGCUGCUGCCGCCCCUCGACGCGCACGUGCCCCUGGCCUCCCUGGUGUCCAUCAACCCGGACAACGGCCACCUGUUCGCCCUGAGGUCCCUGGACUACGAGGCCCUGCGGGCGUUCGAGUUCCGCGUGGGCGCCGCCGACCGCGGCUCGCCCGCGCUCAGCAGCCAGGCGCUGGUGCGCGUGCUCGUGGCGGACGACAACGACAACGCGCCCUUCGUGCUGUACCCGCUGCAGAACGCCUCGGCGCCCUGCACCGAGCUGGUGCCCAGGGCGGCCGAGGCGGGCUACCUGGUGACCAAGGUGGUGGCGGUGGACGGCGACUCGGGCCAGAACGCCUGGCUCUCGUACCAGCUGCUCAAGGCCACGGAGCCUGGGCUGUUCGGCGUGUGGGCGCACAACGGCGAGGUGCGCACAGCCCGGCUGCUGAGCGAGCGCGACGCGGCCAAGCACAGGCUGGUGGUGCUCGUCAAGGACAACGGCGAGCCGCCGCUGUCGGCCAGCGUCACGCUGCACGUGCUGCUGGUGGACGGCUUCUCGCAGCCCUACCUGCCGGCCCCGGAAGCGGAAGCGGCGGACGCGGCGCCGGCCGCCCCGCUCACCGUCUACCUGGUGGUCGCCUUGGCGUCGGUGUCGUCGCUCUUCCUCUUCUCGGUGCUGGUGUUCGUCGCGGUGCGGCUGUGCAAGAGGGGCGGGGCGGCCUCGGUGGGUCGCUGCUCGGUGCCCGAGGGCCCCUUUCCGGGCCACCUGGUGGACGUCAGCGGCACGGGGACCCUGUCCCAGAGCUACCAGUACGAGGUGUGUCUGACGGGAGGCUCUGGGAGUAAUGAGUUCAAAUUCUUGAAGCCGAUUCUCCCCAACCUCCCGCCCCAAUGCCCUGGGAAAGAAAUAGAGGAAAAUCGUACCUUCUACAAUAGCUUUGGGUUCAAUAUUCAGUGACCGUAAUUAACUUUUAUAUCUCAUAGGUAUGUUGUUUUGUGGCACUUCCAUACCAACAUUAUUUCCCCCAAAAUGUGUGUGUUUGAAGUUGUACUGAUGUUACUUUAUAUUUUCGCAUGUUCUACCCACCUUUACUUUUAAGUGAAUGUUUAUCUUUACCUGUGGUUGUAGUUAGAUAGCAAUUUAUUCUCUAACCAAGGAAGUCUUAAUUUGUAAUUAAUUUGCCUCCUUAAACAAUAACACCAAAUCAGUUUUUGC